This is a messenger RNA of Acanthosepion pharaonis, 1494 nucleotides long. The record is from the annotation of a GenBank genome assembly. NCBI's taxonomy places the organism in Eukaryota, Metazoa, Mollusca, Cephalopoda, Sepiida, Sepiidae.
AUGCCAUUGGAAAAUAAGCCUCUUCCUAAAGAACCAGACAGUAAAGAGGAGAAGAAAAAAUUAAAGGUUCCAAAAGGCAAUAAAAUAGCCAAAAUAAAAGAAAAUGAGAAACCUGUCAUUUCUCCACCAUCAAACUUUGAACACACAGUCCAUGUGGGGUUCGAUCCACACACAGGAGAGUUUACUGGCAUGCCAGAGUCAUGGGCAAAGCUGCUGCAGAACUCCAAUAUUUCUAAAUCUGAACAGAAGAAAAAUCCCCAAGCUGUCCUUGAUGUGCUCAAUUAUUAUGACAAUUCUACUAAAGAAAAGAAAGAAUCAAAAUAUAUGCAUAUCAAACAGUCGAGUAGUAGUUCGAGCUCCAGUUCUGUUCGACCAAGUCUUUCUGAUAAAACUGGUGCCAGUCUUGUGAUGUCUACAAAAAUUGAAAGUUCUGCACCAACAACUCCUGAAGAAGAAGAAGAAUUACCUCCUCCUCCAAUUGCAACCAGACCUGAUAAGACAAAAUCAAUUUACACCAAACCAAUUGAACCUGAUGAGAAGGCAAAUGGUGCUACACCUGGUCAGAAAGAAAAGCCGAAGAAAAAGAAAAUGACAGAUGAAGAAAUAUUAGAGAAGCUACGUACCAUUGUAACUAUAGGCGACCCAAAUCGAAAAUAUACCAAGAUGGAAAAAAUUGGCCAAGGAGCAUCAGGAACUGUGUUCAUAGCCAUUGAAAUUGCAACUGGACGGGAAGUUGCUAUUAAAACUAUGAAUCUGUCACAACAGCCGAAGAAAGAAUUGAUCAUUAAUGAAAUUUUGGUCAUGAGGGAAAACCAAAAUGCAAACAUCGUAAAUUAUUUGGAUAGUUAUUUGGUUGGUGAAGAGCUUUGGGUGGUUAUGGAAUAUCUUGCAGGAGGUUCAUUAACUGAUGUAGUUACAGAGACGUGUAUGGAUGAAGGGCAAAUCGCAGCUGUAGGACGAGAGUGUUUGCAAGCCUUAGAGUUUUUACAUGAAAAUCAAGUGAUUCAUAGGGACAUUAAAAGUGAUAAUAUUUUACUUGGUAUGGAUGGUAGCGUGAAAUUGACUGAUUUUGGGUUUUGUGCACAAUUAUCUCCUGAACAAAGUAAACGAUCAACUAUGGUGGGAACCCCAUAUUGGAUGGCUCCUGAAGUAGUUACAAGGAAACAGUAUGGUCCAAAAGUUGAUAUUUGGAGUUUAGGAAUUAUGGCAAUUGAAAUGAUUGAAGGAGAACCUCCUUAUUUAAAUGAAAAUCCUCUGAGGGCGCUGUAUUUAAUAGCAACAAAUGGAAAACCAGAAAUCAAAGAGAAGGAUAAAUUAUCUCCAGUCUUCCAGGAUUUCUUAGACAAAUGUUUAGAGGUUGAUGUAGAUAAGAGAGCUUCUGCAUCUGAUUUAUUGAAGCAUCCGUUCCUGCGAUUGGCAAAGCCCCUUGCCACCAUGGAGACUCACAAUUCACUGAUUCAGCUAUGUAGAAAGGCUACAAUAUGGAGCUGGUGA